Dermacentor albipictus is the source of this 2065-nucleotide messenger RNA. RefSeq lists its product as uncharacterized. NCBI's taxonomy places the organism in Eukaryota, Metazoa, Arthropoda, Arachnida, Ixodida, Ixodidae. Gene Ontology annotation, biological process: retrotransposition. The record is from RefSeq and is a predicted model, not a curated record. Gene Ontology annotation, cellular component: ribonucleoprotein complex. Gene Ontology annotation, molecular function: single-stranded RNA binding.
GCCCUUGGAUACCUUUUGCGAAGCUAUCGUCCUGCCUCUAUCACCAUGUUACGUCAGAGGUGAACACUAUGGCGGAAACGCCACAUCAUCAACCCUUGACACGGCGUACAUCGUGCCCCGACUUGGCUGGCCAUUCCCAUCGCCUACGACACCAGUCAGCCGGACGUACUUAAGAGCGACGCUUUCAUCGGGCCACUUCAGUGGGCUGGACGGAGCGGCAGCCAUGCAACCGCUUCAAAACCCGUUAUUGUUUGUUGUACAGAUUCUGGCGUUCCUCGGCACGUGGCAGCCCUUGGAUUCCUUUUGCGAAGCUAUCGUCCUGCCUCUAUCACCAUGUUACGUCAGAGGUGAACACUAUGGCGGAAACGCCACAUCAUCAACCCUUGACACGGCGUACAUCGUGCCCCGACUUGGCUGGCCAUUCCCAUCGCCUACGACACCAGUCAGCCGGACGUACUUAAGAGCGACGCUUUCAUCGGGCCACUUCAGUGGGCUGGACGGAGCGGCAGCCAUGCAACCGCUUCAAAACCCGUUAUUGUUUGUUGUACAGAUUCUGGCGUUCCUCGGCACGUGGCAGCCCUUGGAUUCCUUUUGCGAAGCUAUCGUCCUGCCUCUAUCACCAUGUUACGUCAGAGGUGAACACUAUGGCGGAAACGCCACAUCAUCAACCCUUGACACGGCGUACAUCGUGCCCCGACUUGGCUGGCCAUUCCCAUCGCCUACGACACCAGUCAGCCGGACGUACUUAAGAGCGACGCUUUCAUCGGGCCACUUCAGUGGGCUGGACGGAGCGGCAGCCAUGCAACCGCUUCAAAACCCGUUAUUGUUUGUUGUACAGAUUCUGGCGUUCCUCGGCACGUGGCAGCCCUUGGAUUCCUUUUGCGAAGCUAUCGUCCUGCCUCUAUCACCAUGUUACGUCAGAGGUGAACACUAUGGCGGAAACGCCACAUCAUCAACCCUUGACACGGCGUACAUCGUGCCCCGACUUGGCUGGCCAUUCCCAUCGCCUACGACACCAGUCAGCCGGACGUACUUAAGAGCGACGCUUUCAUCGGGCCACUUCAGUGAGCUUGUCGGAGCGGCAGCCAUGCAACUGCUUCAAAACCCGUUCUUGUUUGUUGUACAGGUUGGUAAACACCCGUCGUUGCACGCUAAGCGAUCCAGUAAUAUCUGUCUGCUGCUCUUCCCAGGCCCACUGGUGAUUCUUUGUGAUUUUUUUGAGUGUAUAUAUGUUGUCAAAUUGCUUAUGUUAGCUGGGGAUGUGGAACAGAACCCUGGUCCUCAAAAGGAGAUUCUACAGAAUUGUCAUCUGCUGUACGCCAUUGCGGCCUUGUCGGCUAAAAGUGACGCACACCAUACCGAGGUAAUAGGGAUGCUAUCAGAGGUCCGAGCUAAUCAGCAAAAACUUGAGGAAAAAGUUUCCAGCUUAGCCAGUAGGGUCGCAACAGUUGAAUCCCUGGUGGAAUCAUAUGAAGCAAAUCAGAAUGGUGUUGAUCUACCGAGAGUAGUCGAUGAAGCUGUGCGAGACCAAACUGCAGCAAUAAUUUCUCGGUUGGACGAGCUGGAAGAUAGCUCUCGCCGUGACAACCUUAUAUUCUACGGGAUUCCUGACGUCCCAGCUGAGAACUGGUCCGAAUCUGAAACUAAAAUUCGAAACUGCCUUACUAGUUUACUACAGAUAACUUUAAUAGACGAAGCCAUUUCCCGCGCCCACAGGCUGGGUUCCUAUGCAGUAAAUAAACACCGGCCCAUAAUCGUAAAAUUCUCGUCCUCAAAACUUAAGCAAAAGGUUUUCACUGAGCGAAAAAAAUUCAAAGGUUCUGGAAUUUCUGUUAGCGAAGACUUCUGCCGCGCCACACGCUUGUCACAGAAAAAAUUGAUUGAAUUCGGAAAGGCUAGCGGACAGAAAUAUGCGCUACGGCUCAACCGUCUACAAAUCGACAAAAAAACUUAUAUUUACUGUCCGGUAACUGAUCGUGUGUGCGAAAUCCACACAAACGAGCUUCGUUCAACAAAUUAUGUCCCAUAUGCACCUUCUGAUGGCCCUAGCAAUUCGCAAACAUAG